This is a messenger RNA of Chelonus insularis, 2168 nucleotides long. It is a transcript of the gene alphaSnap, whose product is annotated as Alpha-soluble NSF attachment protein. NCBI's taxonomy places the organism in Eukaryota, Metazoa, Arthropoda, Insecta, Hymenoptera, Braconidae. Gene Ontology annotation, cellular component: SNARE complex; vacuolar membrane. Bases 168 to 1043 code for a protein of 291 amino acids. The transcript has 5 exons. Gene Ontology annotation, molecular function: syntaxin binding; soluble NSF attachment protein activity. Gene Ontology annotation, biological process: SNARE complex disassembly; intracellular protein transport. The record is from RefSeq and is a predicted model, not a curated record.
AUUCUAUUCCUCUCUUCAAUUGCGUUUGCUUCUUUCGUGGUGUGGAUCAGUGUGUAUGCAUUGACAAUAUUGUUAAUAGGAUUCAUCAAAAUAAAGAUCAUCAUAGAAGUGUAAAGCGUUAUUCGUAAAUUCAUAAAGUGGUUUGUUAUUAAGAAAAGUUUCCAAGAAUGGCAGAUAAUGAGCAGAAAGCUUUACAGCUAAUGGCUGAAGCCGAGAAAAAACUCAGUUCAUCAAAAGGACUCUUUAGUUCUCUCUUUGGCUCAUCAAAGGUGGACGAAGCAGUAGAAUGUUAUCAACGAGCAGCAAAUCUGUUCAAGAUGGCUAAAAAGUGGGGCAAUGCUGGAAAUGCCUUUUGUGAAGCAGCAACACUCCACGCUAAAGCUGGUAGUAAACAUGAUGCUGCUACAAACUAUGUUGAUGCAGCCAACUGCUAUAAGAAGACUGAUGCAAAUGAAGCGGCGAAUUGCCUUUCAAAAGCUAUUGAGAUUUAUACUGACAUGGGAAGAUUUACGAUGGCUGCUAAACAUCAUCAAAGUAUAGCUGAAAUGUAUGAAAGUGAAGCAGUUGAUUUAGAACGUGCUGUUCAUCAUUACGAACAAGCAGCUGACUAUUUCAAAGGCGAAGAGAGCAUCUCAUCUGCCAAUAAAUGCCUUCUUAAAGUAGCUCAAUAUGCAGCACAGCUUAAAAAUUAUGAAAAAGCCAUCCAGAUUUAUGAACAGGUGGCAAUGUCAUCAUUGGAAAGUCCAUUGCUUAAAUAUAGUGCAAAAGAAUAUUUCUUCAGGGCAGCGCUUUGUAACUUGUGUGUAGAUGCUCUCAAUGCCCAGCAUGCUAUUGAACGAUAUAACGAACAAUAUCCAGCAUUCCAAGAUUCUAGAGAAUACAAGUUGAUAAAGACAUUAAUCGAACACUUGGAAGAACAAAACGUUGAAGGUUUUACAGAGACUGUGAAGGAAUACGAUUCAAUAUCAAGACUAGAUCAAUGGUACACGACGAUAUUGCUUCGCAUCAAGAAACAAAUUAAUGAUAACCCUGAUCUCCGCUGAUUAGUGGUAGUGAUAAUUGAUCAGUGCAUUAUAUCAUUAAUAUUCUUCCUCCUGCCCCGUGUGUAUUCUUCCUUGUUUAAAAUUAGGCUUCUAAUAUCACUCGUAAUAUAAACUAAAUCGGAGGCUUUGUUCAAAUACAAAAUCCAUUCGUUUAACUUUCAUCUUCAACAAUAAUAUCAAUUUCGACGUUAUUGAGUUAUAAAACUCUUUAACAGACUGCAAAUUUUCGGUGAGUGCUUAACAAGCAGUAGUCAAUUAGCUAAACAAUCUAGCUAGGUCGAUGCAAUCGAUAUUGGAAAUAAAAUAACUCUUUUAUUAUUAUAAAAAACCGAAUAUAUUAAUUUAUAAAGAAUACCAAGAAAGGAGGAUACAAUAUUGUUUUUUUAAUGUACAUUUUUGUGAAUUAUGAUAUAUUAUGGUUUAAAAAUAUUUAUAAUAAUCUCUAUUUAUUGUGUUACUUCUACAUUAUUCCAUUGUAAAAUUUUAUUUUAUGUAAUUGUUCAUUCCAUCAGUUAUAACAUAAAAAUUUUUAGCAUCCAUUUAAUGAAAAUUAAUUACAUAAAAAAAGUAUUUUCAUUGACAGACAUAAUCUGUUAAAAAUUAAUGGUUUUUUAACACUAAUUAUUACUUUGUUUGUUAUGCAAAUAUUGUUAUGAAUUAAUAUUAUUACCAUAAUUAAUAAAAUAUAAUAAUAAUAAUAAUAAUAAUAUAAUAAUAAUAAUUAAGUGCGGAAGAAUAUAUUAGGGGAAUAUAAUUCCAAUAAACUCAGCUAUUUGAUUAGUAGGAAGUGAAAAAAAAUCGAAAAAAAAUACAAAAAAAUAUAUCUAUCAACGUUUUAAAAUAUUGAGCUUAUCAUUUCAUAAAGAGGAGGAAUAACAAUCACAUUUACAAACUUCGUAAAGUAAAAUUUUUAUUCUUAGAAAGGUAAAUUUUGUGGCUAUAAUCUAUAAUUACAUAAUAACAUAUUCAUUGAAUAAUUAAUUAACUAAAUUAAUUAAUCGUAGGUUUGACAUCCACGUGAAAUUAUUACAUGCCACUUAUUAUGUACCACACUCGUACACACGACAGCAGACAAACGUAUGCAUGUAUCGGAGCGAAUAAUAAAAUUAUUAAUUAUCAAUUCGA